Molecule: messenger RNA, 1734 nt
Organism: Benincasa hispida (wax gourd)
Lineage: Eukaryota; Viridiplantae; Streptophyta; Magnoliopsida; Cucurbitales; Cucurbitaceae
Gene: RHL1
Product: root hair initiation protein root hairless 1 (RHL1)
Biological process (GO): DNA endoreduplication
Molecular function (GO): DNA binding
Source: RefSeq, a predicted model, not a curated record
UGUAAGUAUCCAAGAAAGAAAAUGAAAAACAUGAGAAAACAAAAGAAAGAGGAAAGGAAGAAAGAGGAGGGAUCCGACAGUACACUGCAGUCCGCAGCUGAUUCCCAGCAUCAGAAAUGGCGCGAGGAUCAUCGUCUUCAAAGAGGGACGAAGCGAAAGGAGAAAUCGAUCCGGGGAUUGCAGCCCGAAAGCGGCUUAAGAAGCUCGCAUUCUCUAAUCACAUACUUUCAGAAACCCAGGCAAAGCCUCAGGCGUAUCUGAGCCCUUCAGCGACGGUUCUGAAGCACCAUGGCAAAGACAUAGUCAAGAAAUCUCAGCGAAAGAAUAGGUUCCUCUUCUCGUUUUCAGGCUUGCUUGCUCCCGUUAGUGGAGGCAAGAUUGGGGAGCUUAAGGACUUGAGAACCAAGAAUCCCAUUCUCUAUCUCGAUUUUCCUCAGGGGCGUAUGAAGUUGUUUGGAACUAUCAUGUAUCCGAAGAACAGAUAUUUGACUUUGCAGUUCUCUAGAGGCGGAAAGAAUGUGAUGUGUGAAGAUUAUUUUGAUAAUAUGAUUGUCUUUUCUGAUGCAUGGUGGAUUGGAACUAAAGAUGAAAAUCCAGAGGAGGCUCAUCUUGAUUUUCCUAUAGAAUUGACUACUGGACAAUGUGGAGAAUGUGACUUUAACGGUGGUGCUGGUGUUACCGGUUUGAGUAAGCAGAGUGUUCAAAAGAAGGGAAUCAAUCCUGCUGUAGAAAAUUCCCUUAAAGGAGAACAUGGAGAUGAUUUAGUGGACCUCAAAGACAACGUUACAAAUUCAAUAAAGACUACGCCAGUUAGACAUUCUGAAAGAUCUGCCAGAAAAGUAUUCAAUUUUGCAGAGGUGUCUUCUGAGGAUGAGUCCACUAGCACCUACGCUGAUUUGUCUGAAGGAGAAGAAAAGAACAUUGUCAUACAUGAACCUUCAAUUGGAGAUCAUGCUCGUGAAAAGACAGAAGAUCUCUCUGUUGAUUCUAUGGAUGAAGAUGCUGGGGAAAUUAGACCCCCAUUUCUUGAAGGAAAUCAGACAUCAAUUUCUACGGAAAAAAAAAGUUCUCUGGCCAAGGGAAGUGCUCAGAGUGAUACUCGUGGACUUGUCCAACCUACUCUACUUAGUUUGUUCAAGAAAGUGGAGGAGAAGAGAACAUCAAGAAGUUCAAAGAGGUCUUCAACACCCAAAGUUUCUGUCCAAAAGAUGCAGCUGUCUGGUUCAAAGCGAAAGAUUGAUCAGGAUGAAGGAUUAAGGAAGAGGAGGGCUGUCCGGGGACAAGAUGAUGGAGGAAAAAUCCAGAAGAAAGAUACAGAAUAUGAGGUUAAAGAUGAUAUUGAAGAGUUGUCGAGUUCUCAAGAGGACACUGAUGAAGACUGGACAAGUUGAGGUUGUUACAUUCUAACAAUGGUAAGCCACAGCAGCAGAUAGGAUUGCAUUGCAGGGGUUAUAUUCAAAAUAAAGAGAAUGCUAUGCUCCACCAGUUUCUUUGAUGCUGCUGGCUAAUUGAAAUUAUAGAAAUUUAACCAUGAAAUGAUAUUGAAAAGUUUUUAUCAGAGUUGGGCAAUGUAAUAUUAUGUUUUUGAUGUACCAGAGAGAUCCACUGUUACACAUUUCCUAGGGACCAGACCUGCAGCUUAAAGGUUAAAAAGUGUUCAGAAGAUUUUAUGCAGCUUAUAUAAACUAUGGAGCGUCUGUGCCUUUGGAUAAUAUGAUUAUAUUAGUUACCAUU